UUCCUGCUUUCGUUCUUGGCACUGGAUGUUGUUGAAAACAAAACUGUCAGCUGACAGGAACUUUAGACCUGGAAGUUGAUAUGAGAAGACUACAAAGAGGUCAGUGGUGCUGAGUCUCCUCCAGGCUAGUGGAACGGUUCUGGAAGUUUGCAGCACCUUUAACUAUUGCAUCUGAUCAUGUCACGUAUUCGUCAACCUCCACUGGUCACUGGCAUUUCUCCCAAUGAGGGUGUGUCAUGGACGAAGGUUACAAUCAGAGGGGAAAAUUUGGGCACAGGCCCCACUGAUCUGAUUGGGUUAUCAAUUUGUGGACAUAAUUGUCUGUUGACUGCUGAAUGGAUGUCAGCCAGCAAGAUAGUAUGUCGCGUUGGACCUGCAAAAAAUGACAAGGGAGAAAUCAUCGUCACAACAAAGUCUGGGGGCCAAGGGACAUCGACCGUUUCUUUCAAAAUUCUGAAGAAUGAAAAAAUAGAUCUUGAUCAACCUUCGGCAGUUUGGGUUGAGGAAAUGGACUGUAGUACCAUGCGUAUGAAUAGAAAAAAAGGAAUUUCCCCCUUAUCCAUCUCACCAAGUGAUCCUCUUGGAAUUAAACCAGAGACAGGAAAAGUAACGCACAAAGAGCUGGAGAGUUUGUUUCCAAAUAUGAGUGGAGAUUUCACCAAUGAAAGCUUUUCUGCAACUUGGUACCUAAUAGAGAAUCAUUCUGCAGCAAGUUUCGAUCAACUAAAAAUGGCUGCCAAUAACCUUAGAAAACAGGCCAGUAAGAAAAAUGAAGGAAGCCUUUCAUAUGUGAAAGGAGGUCUAAGUACAUUUUUUGAAGCACAGGAUGCACUAGCAGCCAUUCAUCAAAAGCUAGAAGUGGAUGGAACAGAAAAAGUUGAAGGCUCAAUGACGCGUAAACUGGAAAAUGUAUUGAACAGAGCCAGUGUUUCUGCUGAUACUUUAUUCCAGGAGGUUUUGGGUCGCAAGGACAAAGCAGAUUCUACAAGAAAUGCUCUCAAUGUUCUUCAGCGCUUCAAGUUCUUGUUUAACUUGCCAUUGAAUAUUGAGAGGAAUAUUCAAAAGGGUGACUAUGAUGUUGUCAUCAAUGACUAUGAGAAGGCUAAAUCUCUUUUUGGAAAUACUGAAGUACAAGUGUUCAAAAAAGUUUAUGCUGAAGUAGAGACCCGUAUUGAUGCUUUAAGAAAACUUCUUCUUGAUAAACUUCUGCAGACUCCAUCUACCUUGGUGGAUCAGAAGAGAUAUAUUAGAUACCUGUCCGACCUCCAUGCUCCAGGUGACCCAGCAUGGCAGUGCAUUGUGGCACAACACAAGUGGAUUUUGAAGUUGAUGCAAAAUUGUAAAGACACCUAUGUUACAGAACAUAAAGGGCCUGGAGUCCUUCUAAGUCCAAUGAUGGACCUGGAAAAUGAUAUCCGUUGUUCUUCUAUCAGUCGCUUGAGUCAGACUACAUCUGUUAAACGAGGAGGCAGCUUUCAGUCUCCACGUGAUGAUGCUUUUCGCUUCAAGGGACCUCAGCAAGUAAUGUUUGUUGAAAACUUAACUGAUGUUGUUAUCAGCCAACUGCCUAAUUUCUGGAAGUUGUGGAUUUCCUACGUUAAUGGGAGCUUAUUCAGUGAGACUGGUGAAAAAUCUGGUCAAGUUGAGAAAUCUAAGAAAAAUGCAAGGCAAAAACAAAAUGACUUCAAGCAAAUGAUUCAGGAAGUCAUGCAUUCUUUGGUGAAGCUCAUCCGUGGUGCUCUUUUGCCAUUCAGUCUAAGUCAGUUGGAGCAGAAACAGUAUGGUGGAUGGGAGCUAAAGUCUGAACUUUCAGGACAAUGGUUAACCUAUGUUAUUCAUACCGUAAGGUCAAGCUAUGAAGCACUAGCUGCAUUGGAAAUACCCAAUGACCUACUGCAGGUUAUCCAGGAUCUAAUCCUGGACCUCAGAAUUCGUUGUCUAAUGGUGACAUUGCAGCAGACUACAGAAGAUGUUAAAUCCCUGGCUGAGAAAGAAGAUUGGAUUGUUGAUAAUGAGGGCAUCACUUCAAUGCCUUCAAAAUUUGAGCAGUGUGUAUUUCAAACACUACAAUCGCUUAAGGAGCCUUUGGAGUGCAAGACAGGUGAAGUUAAUAUUUUUCAACAAGAGAGAGCCCAAGAUCAAGUGUCUGAGCUUUGUAUCGGAAUUAUGAAGGUGUUUGUAAAUUGCAUGGAACAGUUAAGCAGUAAACCUGAUGGUGACAUUGACACAUCACGGGUUUCAGUUGACCUCACUUCUCCUGACCUUUCUUAUGGUAUUCAUGAAGAUAUUAGACCCACCCUUGAGAAGCGACUGCUAAUAAUUGUUAGUAACUGCCAAUACCUGGAAAAGCAUACUUUUAUUAAUUUGGUUGAGCACUUUGAAAAGCAUGGUUUUCCAGGGUCUGAGAAAAUCUCCCGGGUCAGCAUAGAGUCUAUACGAGACUUGGAUCAGCGACUCUUUGAGACUUACAUUGAACUUAAAGCCGAUCCCAUUGUUGGAUCUUUGGAGCCGGGAAUUUAUGCUGGUUAUUUUGACUGGAAAGACUGUGCACCACCAACAGGUGUAAGAAACUACUUAAAAGAAGCUCUUGUGAAUAUUAUUGCCGUACAUGCUGAGGUAUUUGCAGUCUCUAAGGAAUUGGUUCUAAGAGUGAUAUCCCGAAUUGUGGAAGCUGUUGCAGAAGAAAUGAGUCGGCUAAUGCAGUGUGUUUCUUCUUUCAGUAAGAAUGGUGCUUUGCAGGCAAGGCUGGAAAUAUGUGCCCUGAAAGAUGCCAUUGUAUCGUAUCUUUCUUCUGAAUGCAUUCGCAGCUUUAAACAGGCUCUUGAAGCUUUGCCUCAGCUACAGAGUGGAGCAGACAAAAAGUUACUAGAAGAACUCUUGAACAAGUUUAAAAGCAGCAUGCAUUUGCAACUGACGUGUUUUCAAGCCCCUACUAUCUACCCAGUAAAAACAUAAGCUCGAAGAGACAUAUCUAAACAUGCAAUCCCUGUAAUUAAUUUUAUUUUCUUGUUUUAAACCCUAUAAGUAAGAACACUGUUCAGGGUUGUUUUUUUUUUUUUUUUGAUUGGUGUGCAUGUACUCAUCCCUUUUCAUUUUUUUAUUUUAUUUUUUUGUUCAGCUAGGUUUUAAAUGUGGAAACCCACUGCUCUAUUCACUAAAGACACACUGAUGAACUGCAGUUAAUGUUCUGCAAACAUGUUCUUACUACAGGCUUAUACUUUGGAAAAAAUUAUCAAAUCUGUUCUUAGUACUAAACAAUUAUUAUGUUGAUACCAAAAUAUUCUUACAGAUUCUGCGUUAAAUAUGUGUCCUAGUAUUCUGUUACAGAAGUUACUAUAUGUACUGAAUGACUGAAAUGUUUUCUUUUUAAUUUCUUUCGGUAAGGAAUGUGAUGUACAUACACAGAAGAUGUGAGGUGUAACAAAUCAGUUUUUCUUCAUUAUGUAUUAAAAGUCUUUAUAAUGGGUUCAUUUUCAUGUUUAAUAUUUGUUAUGAAGAAUAAUGAAGUGAAAAAUGUUCAUUCUUGUUUAAGAUUUAAGCUCAAAUGUAUAAGAAACCGAACACUAGUUUACUUAAUUUUGAUUUUCACCUUGCACUACUGAUGUUAGCUUUACUUUAUUAAAUACUGCAAAGAACAUACUAACUACAUGACUGUAUUUGUAUAUUUAAGAAUUUGCAUUAUCUAAUAGAUAAACAGUCUUGUGAAGAAUAAUACAUGUGGGUGAAAGCAUAUUAUUCACUGUUUAUCCUUCGAAACUAUAAUUAAUGCACCAUUUGUUUUUAAUUUUACAAUUCGGAUGGUAUUGAAAAGUUAAUUCAGGGAAAGCAUUGUGUUUAAUUUUUAAAAAAUCUAAAUGUUUUUUCACUUAUAACAGUGAAAUACCAGCUUUGUCAUUAAAGAAUUCAGCCCAGACUGGGCAGGAAAGGGUAAUACACACAAACUGUCAAUAGUUUAAUCUCAGACUCAAAGUCCAAAAUUGAGAUUGACCCAUGAUUGGAUCAUUUAAGGACAUACAAUUACUUUUUUCUUUUUAUACUACCAAGUGUGCAUUGUACAGUAUACACUGCUGAUUUGGGUGGAUUUCUUUCUACAGAUCCCUUUUGUUUUAACCUCUUUCCUUACUCCUAAUUUCUGUAGCUUUUCAGUGUCACUUGAAUAUCAAAUAAAUGGCAUGAAGUGUAUUAUGCAAAGGGGUACUCAGUUGACACAAGUACUAUUAAACCUUUCUUGUAUUUUGUAUGUUACCAGCAUUUACUUUUUGUUUUAGUUUUUAUAAGAUUAUAAUGAUCACAUUAUUACCUUUCAUCCUAGUCUUGAACUGAUGAAUAACUGCCUUAUCACAGAUGUUUAUAAUAAUUUAAAAUUUUGAUUUAGUUUGGAUAUAUUCUGAAUAUGAAAUUCUAUUUGAAAAUUA
Messenger RNA from Erpetoichthys calabaricus (reedfish), 4415 nucleotides. It is a transcript of the gene exoc2, whose product is annotated as exocyst complex component 2. Gene Ontology annotation, cellular component: exocyst. The transcript has 28 exons. Bases 178 to 2955 code for a protein of 925 amino acids. The record is from RefSeq and is a predicted model, not a curated record. Lineage: Eukaryota; Metazoa; Chordata; Cladistia; Polypteriformes; Polypteridae. Gene Ontology annotation, biological process: exocytosis; Golgi to plasma membrane transport.